CUAAAAGAGAGAAAAUGUAUUUCAAAGCUUUUCUCCUCCUUUUAAUUUCUCUUUUUGCCGCUUUUGUGGUCAACAAUGCUCGAACCAUUUCUAAUAUGGAUGAAGUUGAUGAUGUGUCAGCAACAAUGCCUGGAAAGAAAAAUAAUGUGGGAGGAAAGUCCAAUCAAGUACUCCCUCAAGGUGAGGAAGGAAUGGAUGAUUUAACUGAAGAUUACGAUGAUUCAGAUGAAGAUGAUGAGGACUAUGAUGAUAUGGAUGACGAUUAUGAUGUGUACAAUAAUGAUGAUUAUCUUAAAUCUCAAAUGGAUGACAUUGAUUCGCUUGAAGCAUACGAAGAAUUGCCGCGUAUGGACAACUAUGGAAAAAUGGCUGAAGAAGAAGAAGUGAUGCCGGAAAUGAAUAUGAAUAAUGGAAAAGAACCUAAACAAGAUUCAUCAAUUAACACUCAAACAAUUAAUGGCGCCGAUCACGUUGUUUCUCCAAUGUCAGAUGCCCCUUCACAAAAAAUGGAACAAGCACCACAAGCCGUAAAAACAGGUGCUAAUCAAAAAGAGGUUAAAACAAAGGAGGUCAAACAAAAGGAAAUUAAGCCAAAGGAUGCUAAAACAAAAGAUGCUAAACAAAAGGAUGCUAAACCAAAGGUUGCUGACAAACAUAAAGCACCUGCUCCUGCAAAGCCAAAAAAGGGAACGAAAGAUGCAAAAACUGCUAAAAGUCCCAUCGCUAAACCAAAGGUUAAAGCAACUAAGCCUGCGCCAAAAAAGAAGGCUGCCUCAAAGAAAGCAUCAGCACCAAAGAAAGCAAAUGCCAAAGCAACGCCUAAGAAAAAUGCCGCGGGUGGAGGAAAGGAUAAAGCUGCUAAAAAAGCAAAGUCAAAGAAAAAUUAA
This is a messenger RNA of Meloidogyne enterolobii, 887 nucleotides long. The record is from the annotation of a GenBank genome assembly. NCBI's taxonomy places the organism in Eukaryota, Metazoa, Nematoda, Chromadorea, Rhabditida, Meloidogynidae.